This is a messenger RNA of Frankliniella occidentalis (western flower thrips), 902 nucleotides long. RefSeq lists its product as uncharacterized. Bases 1 to 555 code for a protein of 184 amino acids. The transcript has 2 exons. Lineage: Eukaryota; Metazoa; Arthropoda; Insecta; Thysanoptera; Thripidae. The record is from RefSeq and is a predicted model, not a curated record.
AUGCCUGGCUGCCGCAAAUAUGGACGUCAAAAUGACACUUUUGUAGAGCGAAAGAGUUGGAGUCACUGCGACGUAAUCCUUUUCCGUGUCGCUGCGGCUGCUGCGGCUGCCUGCAGGUCGCGCGCGUCGCGGUGGUGCCUGCUGUUCUCGCUGCGCCUGUGCGAGUGGUCCGCGCUGGUGCCGCCGCCGCCCGUGCGCCGCCUGCCCGCCCUCCGCUACGUCCUGUUCCUCACCUGGUGGUGCACGUCCGUGUCCGUCACGCUGGGCAACCAGUACCUGCUGCUCAAGAACGCCAGGGAGUACAUCAAGGGCUUCAGCACCAUCUCCACGGUGUCGUUCAUCAGCUCGACCAUCAUGACGGCCAUCCAGCCCGUGGUGGUGCUCAUCAACAGCGCCGUCAACUUCCGCCGCCUCUCGCCGCACGUGGCCGGGCUGUUCAUGCCGCCCCUGCGCUUCAACGGCUGGUUCGUCGUGGCCUGCAGCACCAUGGCCGUCGGGCUCGUCGCCAAGCACGUCAGUCGGACAUUGUGGCAGCCUUGCAGCUUAUGGCCGUGAUUCUAACGCGUUAUUGCAAUGUGUGAUUUCUUUCCUCGAAGGCUCUCAUAUGGCAUGCGCAAAGGAAAGGGAACCUGGCCAACUUUCUCGAGUUUCUGGCCUCGUUCAUCACGCUGAGCUUCGACUCGCUCGUGUUCCUCCUGUGCAACUGCGCCCAGGACAAGCUCUACGUUAGUGCAGAACACGGUGGUGCAGAAGCGUGCGGAGUGCUGUAGUGGAUUAAGCUGUGUCCGCUGCCCAAGCCGAGGUUCCUCUUGAUCAACCUCUCCCCUACAGGAGGUCAACACACGCCUGGGGGACGUCGACAAGGUCGUCCCGGAGCUGCGGCCGCUGGUCCUGGAGUCGGC